Molecule: messenger RNA, 3708 nt
Organism: Pangasianodon hypophthalmus (striped catfish)
Lineage: Eukaryota; Metazoa; Chordata; Actinopteri; Siluriformes; Pangasiidae
Exons: 1
Source: RefSeq, a predicted model, not a curated record
AUGUCAAGAAGCACUAGCCAGAAGUUCCCAGUAUCUGCUUCCACAGAUGUCACGGCUCCCUCCUUUUCAACAACAACAUUCGCAACAGUAGUGACAACAGCAACAGAUGGCCCAAUCCAAACAAGUCCAAUAGUUUCUACAACAGAUGACUCGGCUCAGCCCACACUGUUCUCCUCAACUGAAGCUGUCCAUUCAACACCAUCCACCUACUCAACAUCCAUGCCCUUAACAUCUUAUCCAUUAGUCAGUUCUGAAACUACAGAAACAACCUCAACAGAGUACACAUCAAGUAAAAUAACUGGACAGACUUCUGAAUCUUCACCAGCAGCAGAUCAAACAAGCCAGCAAUCAUCAGCAUUUCCAACCACAGAUGAAACCAUGGCUUCAGUUUCAACAGCUGAAAAUAACUCCACAACUAUGCUGCCACCAUUCACAGGAAGUGCAACUCAAACAGUUCCUACAACAGAAAUAUCCACUCAAAUAACUCCUGUAUUCUCAACUGAACCCACAUAUUCACCAUCAACUACCCAAUCCGCAACAGCUUUAACAUCCCUUACGUCUGCAGCAACUGACACUUCAAGCACUAAUGAAUACACAUCAAUAGACAUAACUGGACAAUCCACUGAAACUUCAGAAGUAUCAAGAAGCACAACCGAAGCCACAUAUUCACCAUCAACUACCCAAUCAGCAACAACUUUAACAUCCCUUAGCUCUAUGACUACUGGUUCUGCAGUGCCCACCACUUCAAGCACUAAUGACUACACAUCAAUAGACGUAACUGGACAAACCACUGACACUUCCGAAAUGUCACGAAGCACUAGCCAGAAGUUCCCAGGAUCUGCUUCCACCGAUGUCACGGCUCCCUCCUUUUCAACAACAACAUUCGCAACAGUAGUGACAACAGCAACAGAUGGCCCAAUCCAAACAAGUCCAAUAGUUUCUACAACAGAUGACUCGGCUCAGCCCACACUGUUCUCCUCAACUGAAGCUGUCCAUUCAACACCAUCCACCUAUUCAACAUCCAUGCCCUUAACAUCUUAUCCAUCAGUCACUUCUGAAACUACAGAAACAACCUCAACAGACUACACAUCAAUUAAAAUAACUGGACAGACUUCUGAAUCUUCACCAGCACCAGAUCAAACAAGCCAGCAAUCAUCAGCAUUUCCAACCACAGAUGAAACCAUGGCUUCAGUUUCAACAGCUGAAAAUAAUUCCACAACUAUGCUACCACCAUUCACAGGAAGUGCAACUCAAACAGUUCCUACAACAGAAAUAUCCACUCAAAUAACUCCUGUAUUCUCAACUGAACCCACAUAUUCACCAUCAACUACCCAAUCGGCAACAGCUUUAACAUCCCUUACUUCUGCAGCAACUGACACUUCAAGCACUAAUGAAUACACAUCAAUAGACAUAACUGGACAAACCACUGACACUUCCGAAAUGUCAAGAAGCACAAGCCAGAAGUUCCCAGUAUCUGCUUCCACAGAUGUCACACCUCCCUCCUUUUCAACAACAACAUUCGCAACAGUAGUGACAACAGCAACAGAUGGCCCAAUCCAAACAAGUCCAAUAGUUUCUACAACAGAUGACUCGGCUCAGGCCACGCCGUUCUCCUCCACUGAAGAUGUCCAUUCAACACCAUCCACCUACUCAUCAUCCAUGCCCUUAACAUCUUAUCCAUCAGUCACUUCUGAAACUACAGAAACAACCUCAACAGAGUACACAUCAAGUAAAAUAACUGGACAGACUUCUGAAUCUUCACCAGCACCAGAUCAAACAAGCCAGCAAUCAUCAGCAUUUCCAACCACAGAUGAAACCAUGGCUUCAGUUUCAACAGCUGAAAAUAACUCCACAACUAUGCUACCACCAUUCACAGGAAGUGCAACUCAAACAGUUCCUACAACAGAAAUAUCCACUCAAAUAACUCCUGUAUUCUCAACUGAACCCACAUAUUCACCAUCAACUACCCAAUCGGCAACAGCUUUAACAUCCCUUACUUCUGCAGCAACUGACACUUCAAGCACUAAUGAAUACACAUCAAUAGACAUAACUGGACAAUCCACUGAAACUUCAGAAGUAUCAAGAAGCACAACCGAAGCCACAUAUUCACCAUCAACUACCCAAUCAGCAACAACUUUAACAUCCCUUACCUCUAUGACUACUGGUUCUGCAGUGCCCACCACUUCAAGCACUAAUGAAUACACAUCAAUAGACGUAACUGGACAAACCACUGACAUUUCCGAAAUGUCAAGAAGCACUAGCCAGAAGUUCCCAGUAUCUGCUUCCACAGAUGUCACGGCUCCCUCCUUUUCAACAACCACAUUCGCAACAGUAGUGACAACAGCAACAGAUGGCCCAAUCCAAACAAGUCCAAUAGUUUCUACAACAGAUGACUCAGCUCAGCCCACACUGUUCUCCUCAACUGAAGCUGUCCAUUCAACACCAUCCACCUACUCAACAUCCAUGCCCUUAACAUCUUAUCCAUUAGUCAGUUCUGAAACUACAGAAACAACCUCAACAGAGUACACAUCAAGUAAAAUAACUGGACAGACUUCUGAAUCUUCACCAGCAGCAGAUCAAACAAGCCAGCAAUCAUCAGCAUUUCCAACCACAGAUGAAACCAUGGCUUCAGUUUCAACAGCUGAAAAUAACUCCACAACUAUGCUGCCACCAUUCACAGGAAGUGCAACUCAAACAGUUCCUACAACAGAAAUAUCCACUCAAAUAACUCCUGUAUUCUCAACUGAACCCACAUAUUCACCAUCAACUACCCAAUCAGCAACAGCUUUAACAUCCCUUACGUCUGCAGCAACUGACACUUCAAGCACUAAUGAAUACACAUCAAUAGACAUAACUGGACAAUCCACUGACACUUCAGAAGUAUCAAGAAGCACAACCGAAGCCACAUAUUCACCAUCAACUACCCAAUCAGCAACAACUUUAACAUCCCUUACCUCUAUGACUACUGGUUCUGCAGUGCCCACCACUUCAAGCACUAAUGACUACACGUCAAUAGACGUAACUGGACAAACCACUGACACUUCUGAAAUGUCACGAAGCACUAGCCAGAAGUUCCCAGUAUCUGCUUCCACCGAUGUCACGGCUCCCUCCUUUUCAACAACAACAUUCGCAACAGUAGUGACAACAGCAACAGAUGGCCCAAUCCAAACAAGUCCAAUAGUUUCUACAACAGAUGACUCGGCUCAGCCCACACUGUUCUCCUCAACUGAAGCUGUCCAUUCAACACCAUCCACCUAUUCAACAUCCAUGCCCUUAACAUCUUAUCCAUCAGUCAGUUCUGAAACUACAGAAACAACCUCAACAGAGUACACAUCAAGUAAAAUAACUGGACAGACUUCUGAAUCUUCACCAGCACCAGAUCAAACAAGCCAGCAAUCAUCAGCAUUUCCAACCACAGAUGAAACCAUGGCUUCAGUUUCAACAGCUGAAAAUAAUUCCACAACUAUGCUACCACCAUUCACAGGAAGUGCAACUCAAACAGUUCCUACAACAGAAAUAUCCACUCAAAUAACUCCUGUAUUCUCAACUGAACCCACAUAUUCACCAUCAACUACCCAAUCGGCAACAGCUUUAACAUCCCUUACUUCUGCAGCAACUGACACUUCAAGCACUAAUGAAUACACAUCAAUAGACAUAACUGGACAAUCCACUGAAACUGCAGAAGUAUCAAGAAGCACAACUGAAGCC